AUGCAGCUCUUUAUUCGAUCUCUCACGGAUCGUAUAUUAACAUUUGAUUUGGAUGCAUCGACAACAACCAUUGAACAAUUAAAAAAACUAUUAAAACAACGAGAAGGUAUUCCAUGUGAUUAUCAAUGUCUCAUAUUUGGCACAAAAAUAUUGGAUAAAAAUCAAUUGACAUUAUACGAUUAUAAAAUAUUCAAUCGUUCAACAAUUGAUAUGACUCUCACAGAAAAAAGUGCAAGUAAACCGGGACCAACUGGUGGACAAGUCCUUUUAGCACAUGGUAUACAAAUAAAUCAACGACCUGUGUUUCAACAUAAAUGUAUGGCAACGAAUUUCAUAAAUACUGAUUAUAAAUUAUUAGAAUGCAAGGAUAAAUGGAAUCCUUCUAAACCUAUUGAAAUGAUAUUUGAUUUACCCCUAUUAUUUUCGUGUACACCGUGUCUUGGUUCAACAAGUGGAUGGUUUUUAGUUGAUGAUAUUGAAUUAUGUGCUACAUUAAAAAUAUAUGAAGUAAAGAAUGAAUCGGUAAUAUUAAUAUUUGAAGAACAAUGUGCCUAUGUUGAUUUAGAACAUGUUGGUUUUCUUUAUGGAGCAAAAAAUCAUUCAUCAUUAAAUAAAUUAUUGAAAAAACAAUAUUUACCAGUAAAUGGAUUCAAAUCAGAGACACGAUACGAAGUACAAUUUUUAAAUUUUCAAGGACGUGGUUUACGAUGGACAUUUCAAACAAAAAAAUCAGAAAAAUUAAUCACAGUUGAAACAACAAUUGUCACUGAUUUAAAAUCGUUAAAUUUAAAUAUGCUAACACCAAUGCAAUGUCAAGAAAAAUUAGCUGAGUACAAAAAAUUAUUAAAUCAACAUAUUUAA
Didymodactylos carnosus is the source of this 861-nucleotide messenger RNA. The record is from the annotation of a GenBank genome assembly. Lineage: Eukaryota; Metazoa; Rotifera; Eurotatoria; Philodinida; Philodinidae.